Messenger RNA from Dracunculus medinensis (Guinea worm), 1044 nucleotides. Lineage: Eukaryota; Metazoa; Nematoda; Chromadorea; Rhabditida; Dracunculidae. The record is from the annotation of a GenBank genome assembly.
AUGUCGUUGGAACUCGAAAAAUCCAAUUUGACAGAUAUUGAUCGACGUACAAUCUUAUUAUUUCUGGCAGAUUUCGAAAAUUCGGGUGUUCAUCUUCAUGACAGUAAGAAGCAAGAAUUUGUGGAAUUGAGUACUGAAAUAUUUGAUGCUGGUUCAAAAUUCGUAAGCGAAGCAGGAAAACCGGUUCAAGUCAACCAGUUCGAUCGUAAAAAAUAUGGUGUUGAUCGUCUUUUGACUAAUCCUUAUCCUUUUACUAUAUGUGAAGCAACGAGGCGUUGGUCUUAUUCAACCUAUUACCGACACAACGAGAAACAGGAAUCUUCGUUACGGCGUCUAAUAACUGCACGCCAUCGGUUGGCCAAUCUUACGGGUUACAAGACAUUUGCUGAUAGGGCACAGGAAUUUUCAAUUUUAGGAAGUUAUGAAAAUGCCCACAAUUUCUUAACAGAAAUUAUAAAGUGUUGUCGUCCAUCAGCCGACCGAGAAUUGACAGUUUUGCUUGAUGUACUUUCGCAAUGUGAUUCGCAAUCCGAAAAGCUUGGUGAGUGGGAUUUGCAGUAUUUGUCAGCUGUUUAUAGACAAAAAGCAUAUGGGAAUAUUGGAGCUAUUUCUAGGCAUUUAUCGUUUAAAAAUAUUCUUUUCGGAUUUGAAUUGGUCACUAAGAAACUUUACGGCGUUAGAUUCUCAUUAGAAACUGCAGAAGCAGGUGAAAUUUGGCCAGGAAAUGUACAUAAAUUGGUCGUGUUAGACAGCAGCAAUUCACAUAUAGGUACCAUUUAUCUGGAUAUUGAAAAACGAGCAACUAAAGUUACUGGAGAUUGCCACUUCACCGUUCGUUGCUCGAAGCUUGUAUGAUUUGCUCUCUUUCAGUUGCAAGAUGGAACAUACCAAAAGCCAAUCGUUGUUAUUUCAUUAUCAAUAGUAGAUGGUCAACAGUCUAUAGAUCAAAUUUAUCUCAGUACGCAUCAGGCUGAUAAUUUUUUUCAUGAAAUGGGCCACGCUAUGCAUUCAAUGCUUGGCCGUACUCAAUAUCAGCAUGUUGCC